AGCCCGCCAUUCUAGUCAAAAAGCUGCUUUUCCUUUUUUAUUUUUUUCGGCACAUCCGGCUCGCAGCGCCCCGAUCCCCGCCGCCGCCACCACCGCUUCUCCGCCUCCUUCUCCUCCGCUGCCACCAGCACCGCCGCCGCUCCUCUUCUCACUCCUCGCAGCUCCGCGGCCGCCUCUUCUUUCUUCCUUCCUCCGCGAUCCGGGAGGGCGGCUUGUAGUCCCGGGAAGGGGGGACACCGAUCGCGUCCCCCACUUUUUUUUUUUUUUUAUUGUUUUUUUUUAUUUUUGAUUUUUUUAAAAAUGAACAAGCUGUACAUCGGAAACCUCAGCGAGAACGUCAGCCCACCGGAUCUGGAGGGUCUCUUUAAGGAGUCGAAGAUCCCGUUCACCGGGCAGUUUCUGGUCAAGACUGGAUACGCGUUUGUGGACUGCCCCGAUGAGAAUUGGGCGAUGAAGGCCAUCGAUGCCCUAUCAGGCAAAGUGGAGCUGCAUGGCAAAGUUAUAGAAGUCGAGCAUUCAGUCCCCAAAAGGCAGAGGAGUCGGAAGCUACAGAUCCGAAAUAUACCACCUCAUCUGCAGUGGGAGGUUCUGGACAGCCUCUUAGCCCAAUAUGGAACAGUGGAAAACUGUGAGCAAGUGAACACUGACACAGAGACUGCAGUAGUGAAUGUAACCUAUGCCAAUAAAGAACACGCUAGACAGGGGCUUGAAAAAUUGAACGGAUACCAGCUCGAAAAUUAUUCCCUUAAAGUGACUUAUAUUCCUGAUGAGAUGGCAGCCCAACAACCACCCACCCAGCAGCAGCUACAGUCUCCAUCUCAGCCGCAGCAGCAGCAGCAGCAGCAUCCUCAAGGGAGACGUGGGUUUGGUCCAAGAGGACCGCCAAGGCAAGGUUCUCCUGGGGCUACUGCAAGACCUAAACCCCAGUCCGAGGUCCCAUUGCGUAUGCUGGUUCCUACACAGUUUGUAGGAGCCAUUAUUGGCAAGGAGGGUGCCACAAUCCGAAAUAUUACUAAACAGACUCAGUCAAAAAUUGAUAUUCACCGUAAAGAAAAUGCUGGCGCUGCGGAGAAACCUAUUACUAUUCACUCAACUCCCGAAGGCUGUUCAACAGCUUGUAAAAUAAUUAUGGAAAUCAUGCAGAAGGAAGCUCAGGAUACCAAAUUCACUGAAGAGAUUCCCUUAAAAAUUUUAGCACAUAACAACUUUGUUGGCCGUCUCAUCGGCAAAGAAGGGAGAAACCUGAAGAAAAUUGAGCAGGAUACAGACACAAAAAUCACAAUUUCUCCACUGCAGGACUUGACACUAUAUAAUCCUGAGCGGACUAUUACAGUAAAAGGCAGCAUUGAGGCGUGUGCCAAAGCCGAGGAAGAAAUAAUGAAAAAAAUCAGGGAGUCCUACGAAAAUGAUAUUGCAGCUAUGAAUCUACAAGCUCACUUGAUCCCUGGAUUAAACCUGAACGCAUUGGGUCUCUUCCCACCUUCUUCUUCGGGCAUGCCACCUCCAUCUGUUGGAGUGUCUUCACCGACAACUUCUGCUGCCUAUCCACCAUUUGGGCAACAACCCGAAUCUGAAACCGUUCAUCUAUUCAUCCCAGCAUUAGCUGUUGGAGCAAUCAUUGGCAAGCAAGGACAACACAUCAAACAACUUUCACGUUUUGCUGGAGCUUCUAUAAAGAUUGCUCCAGCAGAGGGACCAGAGGCCAAACUGAGGAUGGUGAUUAUCACUGGACCACCAGAAGCCCAGUUUAAGGCUCAAGGAAGGAUUUAUGGUAAACUUAAAGAAGAAAACUUCUUUGGACCCAAGGAAGAAGUAAAACUUGAGGCUCAUAUUAAAGUUCCUUCAUAUGCCGCUGGACGCGUUAUUGGCAAGGGAGGCAAAACUGUUAAUGAGCUACAGAAUCUUACAAGUGCAGAAGUAGUUGUGCCCCGUGAUCAAACCCCAGAUGAAAAUGAUCAAGUGGUUGUUAAAAUAACAGGUCACUUUUAUGCAAGCCAGCUUGCACAGAGGAAAAUUCAGGAAAUACUGGCUCAGGUAAGAAGACAACAGCAGCAGCAGCAGAAGACGGCACAAAGUGGACAGCCCCAACCGAGACGAAAAUAAAGGUUCAAGAAAAUGACCCUUCAGAGACAGAUGCCAGACCAAAGACAGACUGCAUAAUUGACACCUGUCAGUGCUAAGUGGUUGCAAAACACCAUCUAGCUUGUCACCUGUUUGAGGACCAGGCAACAUUAAAACUGUCUCUGAGAAUGUAUUAUUUAGGCUCUCAAACUUUUGAAACCCAGCUUUAAAAACAAAAAAAUGAAAAAAAAAAAUGGAAAAAGAGAAAAAAAAAAAUAAGGACCCCUUCACUUCCCUUUUGAUCUAUUCUCACAAGUUUAACAUAAACCUUGUUAGUCUUUUUUUAUUGUUCUUAUUCCCCCGACAAUUUUAGAACUUUGUUUAAUGAAGCUUUCUCUUAUGAGUUCUCUGGUUCAAAAAGAAAAGGCAUUGCUCUUUAUACGUCCAGUUGUAUUAAAAAAAAGGAAAAAAAAAAGAAAUUAUAAAUAGUAGAGGGUGGGAUUAUUGGCUGGGUUAGCGUUGAAGGGUAUUGAGAGUAUUAAGUGUUAGUCCCAGUGUUGAACAAAGUGGCAUUUUUUUUAAUUUGGUUGCAUUUUUACUUAACACUGCCAUGAAUAACCUAAGGGAAGUGUAGAAUGGUGUUGGCCAGGGCAUAAAAAGAUGAAUAUGCAUUUUACUAAACUACCUCAGGCAUUUAGUACCUCAAUGAGAAAUUGUUCCUUUUUGCUUUUUUAUUUUUAUUUUAAAUUUUUUUGGUAUUUUGUAUACUUUAUAAAGCUAAUAGUUCUUGAGCAUUUUAUUUUUUUAAUAAAAAAAUAAAAUAUCAGCUACCAGCUAGAGGUGCUACAAAAAGUAUAUUUGGUUGGAGAUGGCAUCUACUAGCUGAUGGCUGAUGGGAGUAAAAGAUGGGGAGUUGCCUUGGUUUUUCCUGAGGCCUUCCACACCAUCAUUUUUGCUAGAAAAUUCAGUGAAUGUUCAAAAAUAGAUACUGAAAUACGCCACCAUACUGAUAACAGCAAUGCCGUUUAUUUUUCUUUUACUAUGGGAUAAAAAAAAAGUUUGACGGUACUUUUUCUGGGAACACAACACAAGGAAGUGAUGGAAAUAGGCCACCUGGGUUUGGGGAAUACAUUUUUUAGAAAAGGUAGAUGUUUUUUCCCCAUUUUUUUAAUUUUGUUUCUCCUUUUUAUUUUUUUGUUUUAAAAUUUUUGGUAUUUUUUUUUUUUCUUUUUCUUCUUUGUGCUGCUUGGUUGAAUGCAAUGAACCCUUUGUGCCUUUGACCAUCACUACCUAACGAUGCUACAUUAAAACAUUUGCAGCCCGUUUUGAACUUUGCCAUUCUGUUCAAAGAGCAAGCUUCAUCGUCAGUUUGGUAAACAAAAAGAGUCACACGUGAUCUAUGGGAGCAUAGAUAUAUAUAAAAUAUAUAAAUAUAUAUUCCUUUUUUAGUUUUAUUUUUUCAUAUCCAUCAGCUGAUGCUUCCCAUCAGAUCAACACAUUAUGUUCAGUUACCACAACUGGGGGAGAGGGAAAAGGGGAGGAAUCAAACGUAUGUUUGAUUCACAUGAACGACAGGCUUACGUUUACAUAUCCAGCCGCAGUAAUAAAAAAAAGAAUUUAAAAGAAAAUAUAUAGAAAAAAAAAGGGCCACACAAAGCCACUUGGAAGGUUUAAAGCUGAAUACAACCAUCUAUUCUGGUUUGAAAUGGCUACAGCAGGGUUUAUGCACACUUAUUUUUUAUUUUUAUUUUUUUUAUACUUCCAACCAACCAUUAACCCUUCAGCUGCCAGGGGCAAGAUGACACAUUGGCCUCGCGCUUCUGGCAGCCCAAGGGUGUAAAGAGGAGAGAAAAAAACGUCAAAAGGCAGGGAUGAAAAGGAAAGCUACCAAAUUCUUUUUAAUUUUCAGAAUGUAAUUUGAAUGAUGAUUGUGGUAAUAUUUACACAUUCAAGUUUCUACAAUAAACUUCAGUCUACCUCAGUUUUUUGAAAUUGUGGCAACACGUGGUGCAUAAAGACUGCUGUGUGUGCGUGUGUGUGUGUAUGUGUGGUCUUAACAGAGCCAUGCGAUUUACCUCUGAACCUUUAUUUUUUUUGUGAUGUUUUUUGUGCAUGAGAUGAUCACAAUCACCAUGCUGCACUGAUUUGAGGGGCACAACUAGCAAAAAAAAAAAGAAAAAAAAAAAUUCAUCAUUUUGUUGAUCUACCUCUUAGAGUCAUAUUGAAAUAGAGGCAUUUCUGCAUAGAAUAGGUAAUUUCCCAAAGAUCAUUGUUGUACAGAUUUAGAUCUUCUUCUUUUUUUUUUUUUUUUUUUCUUUUUUUUUUUCUUAUUUGAAAAUGGUCUGAAGUGUUUUCUUUCUUUAUUCUUCCUCUAUACUUUACUAAUUUGGUUCAAAGAAAUGCUUAAAAAAAAAAACCGAACGGAGAACCUAUGUUGUAGUUUUAAGAGAAACCUGAAUUUUCUUUUCUUGACAAGAGUGACUUCAUUUAGUGUUUUAGGAUUUUUCUUACAUUGAUUUAAAAAUACUGAACUAUGGAAAAAAAAGAGUCAUUAAAAUAGCAUAUUGAACUUUCGUUGAGGCCUAAGUAUAGACCCAACCUAUGUUUUUCUUAACAUGUUGAAGCAGACAUAACUUGAUUAUUUCCAUGAUUUUUUUUAUUAUUUUAUUUUACUUUACAGAUAGGUGCUGCAUUUACAUCUGCUGAUUUAAAUACUGUCACAUCUCUUUCAAUUUCUAGACUGUUAGUGUGGUAAUCAUGUUAUUUUCAAUUGAGACUUGGUAACUUGGAGUAUUUUGGCAAUAGAUACAGUAGAAAGUAAUACUGUUCAUGAGUUUAAUAUCUGCAAAGCAUGGAUCAUUUUUCAUCUGUAAUGUGCCCCCAAGCAGCUCCACUUGCCAGAUGCCUCUGAAUGGAAUAAAGAGUUUAACUCCUAA
This is a messenger RNA of Rana temporaria (common frog), 4997 nucleotides long. It is a transcript of the gene IGF2BP3, whose product is annotated as insulin like growth factor 2 mRNA binding protein 3. Gene Ontology annotation, cellular component: nucleus; cytosol; cytoplasm. Gene Ontology annotation, molecular function: mRNA 3'-UTR binding. The record is from RefSeq and is a predicted model, not a curated record. Lineage: Eukaryota; Metazoa; Chordata; Amphibia; Anura; Ranidae. Bases 301 to 2103 code for a protein of 600 amino acids. Gene Ontology annotation, biological process: regulation of gene expression; nervous system development. The transcript is spliced from 15 exons.